Molecule: messenger RNA, 3145 nt
Organism: Vombatus ursinus (common wombat)
Lineage: Eukaryota; Metazoa; Chordata; Mammalia; Diprotodontia; Vombatidae
Product: zinc finger protein 883-like
Exons: 2
Coding region: 1-2223 (740 amino acids)
Source: RefSeq, a predicted model, not a curated record
AUGUUGCUGUGGCAACCAGCAAUCAAUACGUUUCUCUCUUUGUUUCCUUCAGAUGGAGAGACCAGGCUUGAAAUCAGGGAGACUGCUUCAGAGCUGAGCAUUUCUGUGGGCAAAUCACAAUGGCCAAGAUUCAUGAAUGAUGGUCACUGGGACGUCAUUUUGAGAGAUAUCUGUGAAUCUAAUAUCAAGAUGGAGGAAAAACAGAAGAGUCACUCUGAAUUUGAUAAAGACGGAAAGAGUUUCAGCCGACGUCCCCUCCUAAUUCACUGUGAGAGAAGGACCUCAGGGAAUGGCUGUUCACAGGAUCAUAAAUAUAGGGAACGCUUUACUGAACAGGUGGGGCUUGUUGAGUCUCAUGAGAAGCCUCCAGUAGUGCAAACUCAUCAAUGCAAUCAACGUGAGAUGACCUUCAGCUUGAGUUCAGAGCUAAUUAGACACCAGAAAAGUCAUACCAGAGAAAUGCUUUAUACGUGUAAUGAAGGUGAGAAGGCCUUCAGUCAUAAUUCAAAGCUCACUGACCAUCAGAAAAUUCCAAAUGGAAAGAAACAUUAUGGCUGUAGUGAACGUGGUACAUCCUUUAAGCAACAGUUAUCGCUCAUUCACCAUCAGCAAUUCCAUACUAGUGAAAAGCUACAUAAAUGUAUGCACUGUGGACAGGCCUUCCGGCGACAGUCAUCCCUUGUUUCCCAUCAGAGAAUUCAUACUAGUAAGAAAUCUCAUGAGUGUCAUGAAUGUGAUCAAGCUUUCAGUGAAAACUCCUCUUGUAUUGUACAUCAGAGAAGAGACACUGCAGAGAAACCUUAUGAAUGUAACCAGUGUGGAAAGACUUUCAGACAGAGGUCCAGUCUUGCUGAACACCAGAGAAUCCACACUGGAGAGAAACCUUAUCCUUGUCAUCAAUGUGGAAAGUCUUUUAGAUGCAAUUCUAGUCUUGUUCAACAUCAGAGAAUCCACACUGGAGAGAAACCUUAUGAAUGUAAUCAGUGUGGAAAGACUUUCCGAUGCAACUCUAAACUUACUCUGCAUCAGAGAAUCCACACUGGAGAGAAACCUUAUUACUGUAGUCAAUGUGGAAAGAGUUUCAGACAGAGCUCUAGUCUUGCUGAACAUCAGAGAAUCCACACUGGGGAGAAACCUUAUGAAUGUAACCAAUGUGAAAAGACCUUCACACAGAGUUCCAGUCUGUCUCUACAUCAGAGAAUCCACACUGGAGAGAAACCUCACAAAUGUAAUCAGUGUGGGAAAACUUUCACAAACACAUCCAAUCUUGCUGAACAUCAGAGAAUCCACACUGGAGAGAAACCUUAUGGAUGUAAUCAAUGUGGGAAAAGUUUCAGACAGAGCUCCAGUCUUGUUGAACAUCAGAGAAUCCACACUGGAGAAAAACCUUAUAAAUGUAAUCAAUGUGGAAAAAGUUUCAGACAGAGCUCCAGUCUUGCUGAACAUCAGAGAAUCCACACUGGAGAAAAACCUUAUAAAUGCAGUCAGUGUGGAAAGACUUUCAGGCACAGCUCUAGUCUUGCCAAUCAUCAGAGAAUCCACACUGGAGAGAAGCCUUAUGAAUGUAAUCAGUGUGGAAAGGCUUUCACACAGAGUUCCAAUCUUGCAUUACAUCAGAAAAUCCACACUGGAGAGAAACUUUAUGAAUGUAAUCAGUGCAGAAAGAGUUUCACAAAUACAUCCAAACUUGCUCUACAUGAGAGAAUCCACACUGGAGAGAAACCUUAUGAUUGUAAUCAAUGUGGAAAGACUUUCAGAUGUAGAUCCAGUCUUGGUAAGCACCAGAGAAUCCACACUGGAGAGAGACCUUAUGAAUGUAAUCAAUGUGAAAAGACUUUCAGAUGCAGUUCUGGUCUUGCCAAACAUCAGAGAAUCCACACUGGAGAGAAACCUUAUGAAUGUAAUCAGUGUGGAAAGAGUUUCAGACAGAGCUCCAAUCUUGCUGAACAUAAGAGAAUCCACACUGGAGAAAAACCUUAUGAAUGUAAUCAGUGUGGAAAGGCUUUCAGAUUCAACUCCAAACUUAGUCUCCAUCAAAGAAUCCACACUGGAGAGAAACCUCAUGAGUGUCACGAAUGUGGCAAAGCCUUCAGGGAGCGUUCAUCUCUUAUUGUACAUCAGACAAUCCAUACUGGAGAAAAACCUUAUGAAUGUCAUCAAUGUGGUAAAACCUUCCGGCAGCCAUCAUCUCUUAUUUCCCAUAGAAGAAUUCAUAAUAGAUAGAAAUCCUAUUACUAUAAUGAAUGAGAAAAAGCCUUCAAAUAGAGUAUAGAGCUUGUUAGAUAUCAGAAAAUUUAUUCUGGGGACAAACUGAAUUUGGACUCAAUGUGGGAAGACCUUUAGUCAGAGAUCACUUCUUAUCUUACAUCGGAGGAUUCAUAGUGGAGAGAAACCUCAAUGGGGACAUACCUUUUGCUGGAAGAUGGAGAUCCCUAGACACCAGAAUAUUCACACUGGAAAGAAGGGUUAUAAAAGCAAUGAUUGUAGGAAAGCCUUGAAGGGGAGCCUGUAAUCUUGUAAAGCUUGUAAAGGGGAUCUGUACAUUGGAGGAAUUAUGUUGGAGAUAAAACUUUUGAAUCUAAUUAACGAGGGGAGACCUUUUGCUCCGGCACAGACUUAAACAUCCCAGAUUUCAUAGAGACUUCAUAACCCUAAAUGCACACAUAAAAUCCUUCAAAUGUAAUGAAUUUUCUCUGAAAUACUAUUGUUUUUCAGUUCUCUGUAGUAUCCAAUAACAUUAAUACCCUAUAACAGUUAUGGCGUAACUCCACCAGCCAUUUCCCAGUUGAUUCAUACUCACUUGUUUCCUGUUUUUUGUUGACACAAAAAAUUCUGGUAUAAAUAUUUUGGUAACUGUUAGACAUGUAUUUAUGUAGUGAUUUCUUUAGUCUAGUAUGUGGCACAAUUGAUAGAGUGCUGACCCUGGAACCAAAAGACCUGAAUUCAAAUUCAGUCUGACACUUCGUAGCUAUGUGACUUUGGGCAAAUCCCUCAAACUAUUACUGCCUCAGUUUUCCUCAUCUACUGUAGGAUGUGUGUACUAAUAAUAUCCAUCUCUGAGGCUUGAUGUGAGGAUCAAAUUUGAUUGUAUCUCUAAAUUGCUUUGCAAGCAUUAAAUCACUAUUUAAGUGCUAAUUAUCCUAAU